Symbiodinium necroappetens is the source of this 3713-nucleotide messenger RNA. The record is from the annotation of a GenBank genome assembly. NCBI's taxonomy places the organism in Eukaryota, Dinophyceae, Suessiales, Symbiodiniaceae.
GUACUCCACCGCGGAUCCCAGAGGGCGACAGCAUCACGCAUGAGAGCGUGUCUCUCGACAUGGAGCUGAAAGGGGACUGGGCCGGAUUCGAUCUAUUGACCGUUGGUGGAGAGAAGCUGGUAGUGCACCGCCGCGGCAAUCUCGUGGUCAUUUCCGGCUGCAUCACCACCGUGUCGCCCAUGAAGCAAAAGGCGAACUUCGACCUCACCGUCGGCCAGGUGCCGUACCACAGCAACCCGCAGCGGUACGUCCCCUUCGUGGCGCCCACAGCCAUGUCGCGCUAUCAAGGCAUCCAGCAGUGUGGAACUAGCUCCACGUUGCGAGAUGAUGGCAGGCUCAUGAUCAACUUCAACAAGAACACCAAUCCCAUGGUGCUGCACUUCUCGGGGCUGGUCUACAGCAUCCGAGGUGAGGCGGAGGAGGAGAUCGACAUCUUCGCAAGAGACCGUCGCAAGCAAGCCAAGGAUGUGAAGGAUGUCACUGGCAAGGGCAAAGGCAAGGGAAAGGACGAGGACAUGUCGCCCACUCGACGCCAGGAAUUACGGGCAUCGCCACAGGACCCUCCGGGACUGCAGAGGGAGAAUGGCAUUGUGACGCUGCAGGGCUCACUCCUUGAAGCGACCUACGGCUUCUCCGACCAAAUGGUCGGCACUCUGCCAGAGGGCUAUUGGCCGAAGCGCGAAAUCCGCUGCCUCGCGCCCUUGCUCCGCAUGCCAAAGCAGGACGAUUUCGCAUGCUGUCCUAUUGCCGAUCAGAGCAUAGCGAUGACCAUCAAGCCUGACGGGAACAUCUACGUUCAAGGCGGAAACCAUCACGCUGUCGACCAGAAAGGCCUCAUGCGAGUGCUGCCACAGAGGAAGCGAGGAAUCCUGAGCUUUGACGGGUUGCGUUUCUCCCAAGCCAACAACGGGCUCCCGAUAAGCCUGGCGGCCGGCCUUGACAACAAGCAGAACGUGAGCAAACUCAUGGAGAUGCUAGUUGGCAACCGCACCGACUCGGCAUUGGCAUUCAAGCACGGCGAUGUGGUCUUGCUGGAGGGAGGCUUAGACUGGAUCAGCAGCAAGCCGCUCAGCAACAAGCAGGUCAUCGCCAGAUUGCCGGAAGGUUGCUGGCCACGCCGGCGAGAGAUCUUUUUCACCCGUGGGCGAGACGAGGAGCGGCGUCGAGUGGAUAUCGACAAGUGGGGCCGGAUCUUCUGCCCCGAAGGCGAGGACAAGACGAGCGACGGCGGUCAUGUGGAACUCAGCGGCAUCAUCUUCAUUGCUGCUUCUGAGCCCCCCGCCACUCCGCCGCUGGAGGCGGAUAUUGACGACCUGAAGCUCCUGUACAAUCGCACCGUGGUGGACGUUGCAGCGGGCUCCUACAAGGGGCAUGAGAUACUGGAGCAGUUCAUUCGGCGAUGCAACCACUAUGAAUGGAAUCUGGUGAAGUAUCACAUGGCACAGAAUGCUGGAAGAAGAAUGAUGACACCCCUUGGCGACGCAUUGCUUCGAGGCUGGGAGAGAGGCAAUGAGUACAACCUCGACAAGGACUGUCACCGCCUGUGGAGGGAUGUGCUAAGAGAGAAGAUGGAUGAGCACUGGGGCAUCUCCUCGUGGCAUACAUUGAUGCAUCUUUCAGAUGAGAUGCACGACAAGGUGCUGGAAUGCUGCAGUGAGAAGCUGACCGACCGGGACAGGAAGCUCCUGACGAAGACUAAGCGCACCAGCGAAGGAGACUGGGAGAGGAAACGCCACCCGGGCCUGAACUUCAACCGCUUGGGUGAGAUUGCCGCAGACAUCGUUGACCACAUGUUUGAGCAUUGGGACUUCUCGGCACAGCUCCAGGGGCUCAUGAAGAACGACUACCGACCUCCAGACAGCAUCAAGCACCUCUUCCCACGGCAUGUGGCGAAGUGGCAAGAGAAGCUCAUCAAGGACAACAUCCCGGACAGAGAGAUGUCUAGGUUUGAGGAGAUCCGGCAGUUUUUCUUCCUGUAUGAGACCACAGGAAGCAACAUGACACACUGCAGUUUGAUGGGUGCCUCCGAUCUCUUUACGACCACCGGAAAGUGGUACUUCCCAGACGCUCCGGAAGUGCAGCAGCAGCUCUUUGAGAACGUCGCCUGGCUCUUUGACAGGAACAUCCAUCACUACAUCUCCGAGCGGCAGACUGCCAAAUUCCCGUUCAUCGAAGACUUCGAUAUUCAGGCGGCAAAAGACUAUCGGCCCAUUCCGCCAGGGCGCGAGUGGGCGGAUCCGCCGGAUGAUCUCAUCAUGUUCAAGCCGACGCGGUAUGGCCCAGAGCCGCAUGAGGUGCACGGAGACCCAGGCUCUAUGAUGAAGUACCGAGCGCACGCCAUCCACAUGCUGUACCCUCACAUCGACGAGCUCUUCUGCCUGGUGUACUCUGCAUCUGGUUUCAACAAGGGCAAAGAGUUGGUGAAGUCGUCUUUCCACCUGGUGUGGCCGCAGCUUGUUGUCGAUCCUGACAGAGCCAAAGUCAUUCGCUAUGUGACUUUGGGCGUCUUCAAGAAUGAAACCAAUAAGGAAGGUUCUGACAUCCACAAGAUGCAGCAGAAACUGAUGGAGAUGGAUCCCAGCAAUGAGUGGGAGUUGGUUUUCGACAGCACCACCAUCAACGCCAGAAAUGGCCUGCGGCUGCCAUACUCUGACAAAGCCUCCAUGGUCGUCAAAGAUCCGGAAGACAAAGCGAGGAUUAAGCGAGGAGAGCUGUCGAAGAAUUCAGCCUUCAAGGUCCGCGUCGUGGAAGGACGGCCGUCGAAAGCGGUGGGGCGCAUCAACUUCAAGUUCGCAAAGGAUGACGAUGGCGUAGAUCGGCUAGUGGAGGCAGCCUGGGUCCAGGACGAACAGUCGCUGGAGCGAUCCGAGUGGAUUCGCAUGGGCUCCUGCCGCCUUGACCAGGGCGACCUGGAGUCGACCAGGAUGACGCCUUGGCAGCUGGGUCCGGACGUCAUGGAGCUGUUGCCAAAAAAGCCAGGCGAGAAGUACUACCGCGAGUCCGAGGACGAGUCAGGAAUCUUCAAAACUCACGUGCCGUACCCGAACAUCCUGCGCUGUUCGCUCUCGGUCAAGGAUUUCGUUGCCAAGUUUGACGAGCAGCUUGAGGACGAGAUGGAAGCGCUCCAUGGAGAGGGGGAGUUCGAUCUGCGGCAACGAAUCGCAGGCCAAUGGAUCUCGAUCACGGAAGACCAGGCGCUUUGGCGGGCUCCUGCGGCGCGGCAGUUUGCCAACAAGUUCCCGGACUGGUACUGGGGCAUGAACUCCAAGCAGCUUCUCCGGCCAGCGGAGAUGACUUAUCUCCAACAGAAGGGGAAGUUGAUUGUCGAUGGCCCUGAUGACGUUCGGACGGCGCUCGUCCGUGUUUUGAAGUCAACCGACGAAUUCGUACUGUUGCGCGCUGUCACAGGAGUUAUGCCGAACGGAGCUGGACGACAAUCCGAUCAUGCCCGUCUUCAACACGGAGAUGAUGGACCGAUUCCCCGACUUACCAGCCGGUGGUUUCUCCAGCGGUGGUUUUGGGUAAGGCCUCGGCGCAGAACGGAGCCGAAGCGCAUCGACUCGUCAUCUGAAGUUCUGAAUCUCGUUGGGAUCGCAGCAUGGAGGAGUCUAGGACGUAAAGGGCCACGUGGUCGCCGGGACCUGCCCCAAGGGCACGUCGCCUCGACGGUUAGCUUCGUUAGAUGUCAGCCGGUGGCUGAGGCCAGCGCUUGA